Messenger RNA from Ailuropoda melanoleuca (giant panda), 1074 nucleotides. It is a transcript of the gene GEMIN2, whose product is annotated as gem nuclear organelle associated protein 2. Gene Ontology annotation, cellular component: nucleus; spliceosomal complex; SMN complex. NCBI's taxonomy places the organism in Eukaryota, Metazoa, Chordata, Mammalia, Carnivora, Ursidae. Gene Ontology annotation, biological process: spliceosomal snRNP assembly; spliceosomal complex assembly. The transcript has 9 exons. The annotation marks the transcript as partial. The record is from RefSeq and is a predicted model, not a curated record.
CGUUUCUUGCAUUUAUUACUUAUUUGUAGGAUCGAAGCAGCUCAAUGUCCGGAUGUUGUGGUAGCUCAAAUUGACCCAAAGAAGUUGAAAAGGAAGCAAAGUGUGAAUGUUUCUCUUUCAGGAUGCCAGCCUGCUCCUGAAGGAUAUUCUCCCACACUUCAGUGGCAACAACAACAAGUGGCACAGUUUUCAUCUGUUCGACAAAGUGUGAUCAGACAUAGAAAUCACUGGAAAUCACAACAGUUAGACAGUAACGUGACCAUGCCAAAAUCUGAAGAUGAAGAAGGCUGGAAAAAAUUUUGUCUGGGUGAAAGGUUAUGUGCUGAAGGGGCUGUUGGACCAGCUACAAAUGAAGGUCCUGGAAUCGAUUAUGUGCAAAUUGGUUUUCCUCCCUUGCUUAGUAUUGUUAGCAGAAUGAAUCAGGCAACAGUAACUAGUGUCUUGGAGUAUCUGAGUAAUUGGUUUGGAGAAAGAGAUUUUACUCCAGAAUUGGGAAGGUGGCUUUAUGCUUUAUUGGCUUGUCUUGAAAAACCUUUGUUACCUGAGGCUCAUUCACUGAUUCGGCAGCUUGCAAGAAGGUGCUCUGAAGUAAGGCUCUUAGUGGACAGCAAAGAUGAUGAGCGGGUUCCUGCUUUGAAUUUAUUAAUCUGCCUGGUUAGCAGGUAUUUUGACCAACGUGAUUUAGCUGACGAACCAUCUUGAUGUUGCUGGUGUCUCAGGGAGAGAAGAUACCUGUGAUGAAGGCAGCCUGAGUCUUGAGGAUGUAGUGACAAGUGAGAACUGAAUCACAUCUUCAACAUUAUUUGAAGGGUCUUCAUCUUAACCUGUGCAUCUCAAGUUGACAUUCAGAAGAUAAAUUGUAUUGAUUUGAGUAUCUUAAGUAUUCUUUGGAAAAUCCCAACCAGCCAGUUUUUGAUGAACAGUUUAAACAGUUUUCUGUUAUUACAUGCUUUUAAAACAAAUUGAGUGCCAUUUAUUGAUGAAGCAUCCCGUUCAGAAACUGUAUGAUGAAAUUUUACAGAGAUCCUUGGUGCUUUUUCAUUGUUUCUUUACAUAAAUACACAUAAACUCUUA